AUGAAGCUGCAACAGUCUGCUAUCCAAGGGAGAGAUUAUCAUGUGGUAGCUGAGCGACACUAUAACAUCGCCAUUCGCGAAGUGGCAGCGGCAGUGCCACGGCUGAAUAAAGAGAACUGCCAUGCAAUUUAUACCGCCGCUGUUCACAUCUUCGUCUGCUCACUCGCCAUGGGUCCGCGACCAGGCGAGUACAUGGCUUUUCGAGAGGAUGGUCAAGACGGCCUUCUAUCCUUGUUCAUCGGUGUCCGGACAGUAUUGGAGAUAAGCAGCAAGUUGUUUUCACCAGAUGUAGUUCUAAAGGGCGAUGAAGGGGAAUCAGGCUCCGAGUCAGAUCCGGCCGCAGAAACCACAGGCCCCGUCAGAAGCUCAACUAUCGCUUCUGAAUAUGGGUAUUGGAUGGACCAGUUGCGGCAUCUUAUAGAAUCCGAGCUUGUCAGGGAAGGUACGCUUAAUCCAGUUUAUCGUACGGUGUUCGAACGACUUCACGAGUGCUACGAUGCUGUCUAUAGCCCCUUUUCGCCCGUAACGACUGCACUUCUAUCACCAUGCAUAUUCGGCUGGCUCUAUAGACUGCCAAACGCGUUCAUGUUUGGACUUAGACAGCGACACCAGCCGGCAUUGGUGAUAUUCUCUUAUUUCGUCCUCUUGUUGGAUGAGCUCACCUGGAAUUGGUUUCUUCAAGAUUGGCCUAGACACAUUCUCAUCGGCAUUCACCGUAACCUCGACGUCUACCACCAGCAAUAUAUCCAGUGGCCUAUGCACUGCGUGGCAUCCAAAGCCUAG
This is a messenger RNA of Aspergillus oryzae RIB40, 783 nucleotides long. RefSeq lists its product as uncharacterized. Gene Ontology annotation, molecular function: DNA-binding transcription factor activity, RNA polymerase II-specific. Gene Ontology annotation, biological process: regulation of transcription by RNA polymerase II. The transcript has a single exon. NCBI's taxonomy places the organism in Eukaryota, Fungi, Ascomycota, Eurotiomycetes, Eurotiales, Aspergillaceae. The coding region runs from base 1 to 783 and encodes 260 amino acids. The record is from RefSeq and is a predicted model, not a curated record.